Molecule: messenger RNA, 1659 nt
Organism: Cyphellophora europaea CBS 101466
Lineage: Eukaryota; Fungi; Ascomycota; Eurotiomycetes; Chaetothyriales; Cyphellophoraceae
Exons: 2
Coding region: 1-1659 (552 amino acids)
Molecular function (GO): monooxygenase activity; iron ion binding; heme binding
Source: RefSeq, a predicted model, not a curated record
AUGGCUAUGACAGAGUACAUCCAUCUCUGGUGGCUCGCCACAGCCAUUCUCAUCGUGCCAGUUCUGGGCUUCCUGGUUCAUGAUGAAGUCCUCCGCAGGCGGAUGCCGCCAGGACCACCACCGACCCCCUUCAUCGGCAACACCAAGAGCGUCCCAGCACAGUAUCCAUGGAUCAAGUUUCAGGAGUGGUCCAAAAUCUACGGCGACAUCUACACUGUCUGGUUUGGACGGCGGCCCACCGUCAUCAUCUCAGACCCUCACGUCGCCGUCGAGCUCAUGGAAAAGCGCAGCCAAAACUACAGCUCUCGACCUCGAUUCGUGGUCAUGGGUGAGAUCUAUUGGGAAAUGGCCUCCAUCCUUGUCCAGCCGUACAACAAGGAGUGGUCGAUACGUCGGAAGCUUCUGCACUCGGCCCUCACGCCCCGCGCCCUGCAGAACUACAUCCCCGUGCAGCAAGCCGAAGCCUGCCGCCUCUGCUUCCAGCUACUCGCCCGCCCCAACGAAUGGGAGCAAUUACUCGAUUGGAUGACGGCCUCGAUCGUUUUCUCCGUCUCCUACGGUCACCGCAUCGACAGCAUGGACAGUCCCGUCAUCCGCGAGCGCAUGAGCAUCAUGCACUACAACGCAACACUGAACGUUCCCGGGCGGUUUCUGGCCGAAUCCUUCCCCGUCCUCAAGCACAUGCCGCUGUGGCUGGCACCCUGGAAGCGCGAGAUCAAGCGCCACGGCGCCAUCGAGGCCAACGCCAACAUGCGACUGACCGACUACAUCAAGCACGAGAUGGAGGAGGAAAAGCGCACGGGCCGCGAGAUCCCCAACAGCCUGUGCAAGCAGCUCCUGCAACGGCGCGCCGCCGACCCAGAGUCCUUCGCCCUGCUCAGCGACCGCGACUUCAGCUUCAUUCCCUCCUCGCUGUUCGGCGCCGGCGCCGACACGACCGCCUCGUCCCUCUGCUCCGCCCUCCUCGCCCUCGUCACACACCCGGCCACCCUCGACGCCGUCCACGCCGAAAUGGACGCCGUCAUCGGCCCGGACCGGCUGCCCACCUUCGCCGACGAGCAAGAUCUGCCUUAUCUGCGUGCUUUGUGCAAGGAGGUCCUGCGCUGGCGGCCCGUGGCCGUGCUGGGGGGCACGCCGCACGCCACCACCGCCCGCGACGUCUACCGCGGCUGGUACAUCCCGCAGGACACCAACGUUCUGGGCAACACCUGGGCCAUCAACCACAACGAGCGCUACUACCCGAACUCGCACCACUUCAACCCUUUGCGCUUCCUGGACGUCGAGCCGACGAGCUUGCCCUACCUACCGCAGACCUACGUGCAGGGCACGCCGCCGGAGAAGGGGGAGCCGCACCCGUCGAAACUCGGGCACUCGAGUUUCGGUUGGGGCCGUCGGAUCUGUCCUGGCGCGGACCUCGCGAUGAAUAACCUCUACAUCGCGCUGGCGAGGCUGCUGUGGUGCUUCGACGUGCGGCCGUUGAAAGGCGUCGAGUAUGAUGUGUGGGACUAUGUCGGCGGCUUCAAUAUCCGACCAAGGCACUUUGAGUGCGACAUCCGCAUCCGGAGCCCACGGCAUGAGAAGGUGCUGCGGGAGGAGUAUGUGGAGGCCAGGGCGUUGAUGGACAAGUUCCCCUUGUUCAGAGAGGAGGAGAAGGUCUGA